CCCUUUAGGUUUUAGUAGACAAGACCCCUGCUGACCGCUUUCCGUCGUCCGCUCUGUCAGAACGAUCUCAAGGCAGAAGCUGAAUAUCAGUGCAGCUGAACGGGAAACAGUCUGAUGUGAAGAGUUCGUGGGAAGGUGACCACCGUCCGAAGCUUUGAAUCGAUUAAACCGAAGGAGCUGACAUGUUGGCGACUUUGUUAACGGUGUUUCUCGGCAUCGCUUCCUUUUUCGUGCUCCACAGGCUGUUCGGGAGAAGGAGGAGAGAGGGGGAGCCUCCUCUCAUAAAAGGAUGGAUCCCAUUUCUGGGAAAAACUUUGGAAUUCAGGAAAGAUUCCCAUCAGUUUCUACAGCGACUACAGCAGAAGCAUGGAGACAUCUUUACUGUUCUCAUUGCAGGUAAAUACAUGACAUUUGUGAUGAACCCUCUCCUGUACCCAGCCGUGAUUAAACAUGGGAGGCAGCUGGACUUUCAUGAGUUUUCUGACGCAGCAGCAUCUGCAACAUUCGGCUAUCCAGCUGUCCGCUCCGGAAAAUGCCCUGGCAUGAGCGACAAAAUCCAGAAAUUGUACCUGCUCCUACAGGGCCCUGCUCUCAACUCCCUCACACAGACAAUGAUGGGUAACCUACAGGUCAUCUUACGACAUCGCUUAGCCUCCACCCAGGUUGCAAAGCCAGAGUGUGAUUGGUGGGAGGAGGGCCUGUAUCAGUUUUGUGAACAUGUAAUGUUUGAGGCAACAUUUCUGACACUGUUCGGACGACCCCCACAGGCAAACAAAGAUCCAAAGAUAUACUUAGAAAGGAUCAGAUGGAUAGAUACACUACGUGAAAACUUCAGGAAGUUUGAUGCCAUGUUUCCACUGCUGAUUGCUGGCACACCCAUUGGCCUGCUGAGGAAAACCAAAUCCAUUCGGGAGAAGCUGAUCAAGUUUUUUCAUCCUGACAGAAUGAAAGAAUGGACCAGUCCAUCAGAGUUCAUUCAGUCACGUACUGAAUUGUUCCAACAGUAUGACAUACUCAAAGACAUGGACAGAGCAGCUCAUCACUUUGCCAUACUGUGGGCAUCGGUGGGAAACACUAUUCCAGCAUGCUUCUGGUGUGUGUACCACCUUCUAUCAGACCCACAAGCCCUCACAGUUGUGUUGAAGGAGAUCAUGGAAGUGAUUGGAGAGCAUGACAUGGAGUAUAUCCGUAAUCAUAAUAUCACACUGACCAGAGAGCAGCUUAACAGAAUGGUUUACCUUGAAAGUGCUGUUAAUGAGAGUCUCCGUCUGUCCUCUGUUUCAAUGAAUAUACGAGUGGUUCAGGAGGAUUUCUGUCUGCAUCUGGACCCCCAGUGCUCUGUGUGUGUGCGUAAAGGGGACAUUGUUGCUCUACACCCCCGGAGCACACACCUGGACCCUGACAUCUACCCACACCCACAGCAGUACCAGUUUGACCGGUUCGUGAAAGAUGGGAAGGAGAAGACUGACUUCUAUAAAGAUGAUCAGAAGGUCCGGUACUAUCGCAUGCCAUUUGGAUCAGGGGCCACGAUGUGUCCUGGGCGAUUCUUUGCUGUUAACGAGAUGAAGCAAUUUGUGUGUAUCACUCUGCUGCUGUGUGACAUGCAGCUAGUUGUUGGCCACCAGAAAGCGACGCUGGACAGCAGCCGAGCAGGCCUGGGUAUCCUACCACCUGCCAACCACAUCACCUUCAGAUACAGAUUGAAACAUCCACUUAAGGAGAGGGAAGAGGGAGACAGAAAUGAAUGAUGGAGAACUAAGUGAGUGAGAAUGAGAACUGUUUCAGUUCUCCUCUCAGAAACUAUAACAAAAUGCCUAAAAAAGGAUAGAUGUGACCAAAGAUUAAAAUUAUAUUGUGCUAAUGAGAAUUUGAGAAGCAAGAAUGGUUUCUGUUGAUGUUCAUUAACAUUCUGAAAUGAAGUGUAACAUAAAUUUUUCAUUAACAUGUGAAUGCACUGUACAGUAAUAAUACAAAUCAAUGCAAAUAUUGUGAAUUACAAAAUUCUUUUUUAUGUAUCCUUAUUUCCUUGUAUGUCUUUACCUGGUAUGACAGAAUUAUGUCAUUGUAUAUAUAAAAAGAAAGAAAUGCAGAAUAAAUCUUACAAACCUGA
Molecule: messenger RNA, 2110 nt
Organism: Colossoma macropomum (tambaqui)
Lineage: Eukaryota; Metazoa; Chordata; Actinopteri; Characiformes; Serrasalmidae
Gene: cyp7b1
Product: cytochrome P450 7B1
Exons: 6
Coding region: 183-1748 (521 amino acids)
Biological process (GO): bile acid biosynthetic process; cholesterol homeostasis
Molecular function (GO): steroid hydroxylase activity; heme binding; oxidoreductase activity, acting on paired donors, with incorporation or reduction of molecular oxygen
Source: RefSeq, a predicted model, not a curated record